Messenger RNA from Coregonus sp. 'balchen', 7448 nucleotides. Lineage: Eukaryota; Metazoa; Chordata; Actinopteri; Salmoniformes; Salmonidae. The record is from the annotation of a GenBank genome assembly.
AUGUGUUUCCGAAAGAAGAACAAGAGCCCGCCGGUGCUGAGCCACGAGUUCGUGAUCCAGAAUCACGCGGAUAUGGUUUCGUGUGUGGCUAUGGUCAUUCUCCUCGGCCUGAUGUUCGAGGUACAGAGUUAAACCCUGGAAUGUAUGCUGUGUAGUUAGCUUAGGUAGGUAAAUAACUAGGUAGCUAGCUAAAGAAAACGCCUCGUCUGAACAAUGAUGACGAGGGGGCUGGGCGCAAGCGUCUCCCUUUUUAUGUGUCACACUAAGCGGGGAGGCCCACUGUUCAAGCUAGUGGCUGCCUGGUCAGCUAGCGUUUCACACCACCUAGUUCGCUAUCUAAUAUUACCAAAUGGAUUGCUAGCCAGUUAGCUAUGAAAUCCAUCCAUGUGACAGUAAAAUACGGGAACUACCCCAACCUCUGCCUAACACAUUUUACUGUGGUUGACUCCUAUGCAUCAGACAUCAGGAAGAACCACCCUUGUUACAAACUGCCAUGACAAUACCAUUUUGCUACAUGUGAAUUGCAUGCACAUCAUUGCUUCCCGUUUUAUGUCAUUCCUUUAUUGUAGGUGACAGCAAAGUUUGCCAACGUGUUCAUCACUCUCCAAUACAAUGUGACUCAAAGUCUUGGUAAGGUUACAUUUGUCUUUGUCUAUUUCUAAAACACACGAUUAUUGGCCUUUAUUACAGUAUUUAGUACUUGUAUCCAAUACCUUGUAUUUGAAGCCUUUGGCCAUGUUUUUUUGUUCUUUGUGUGUUAUUAGAUGAGAGGGCUGAGCCAGUGAACCUAAAGACAUGGCCCUGUGUUCUUCUACCUGCUCAUCGCUGUCAUACUCCAUGCCUUAAUACAGGAAUACAUUCUCGAUGUGAGUGUCUCUGCGCACAGACCCCGGCACACUGUGUGUGUGACCUGAGAGAGAAAGCGGGACCUCUGUAUAGGUAGUUACUCUACAGAACACAUACGUCACUGUGUGUGCAAGUGUGUCUUUUCCAGCUCUCUUUGUGAGUCAUGACAUAAGGUCUGGCUUAGGGAUGUGGCGGUCACGAAAUUUAGUCAGCUGGUAAUUGUCAAGCAAAUAACUGUCGGUCUCACGAUAAUUGACCGUUAAUUAACAAACACAUUUAGCAUCUCCUGGCUUCCACACACAGCCUACAAGCCAUUGUAAAAAGUAUAAUAAAUCCAUGUAAUAUAGCCUACACCUUCACAAUAAAUCCAUUGAUUUAUUUAUGUUAGACAGGUCUAAAGAAGCAUGAUAUGAAGAAAAUGUUGUCUAUUUCAGAAGAAAAGAAUAGCAUACUCGGAGUUGUCCUGAUGUGGCUAUGGCUGUGGGCUACACUAGUUCAUUUAGCAGACAAGAUUUGCUUAUAAUUCUGUGGCAUUCUUUAAUGUUAUUUUAUGGUAUGAAUAAUACAAUUGAACAAAGCUGAAUAACAUAUAAAUAGUUUCUCAAUGAUUUGAGGGAGUGCGCACAUGCGGCUAUUCUGUGUUGAGCGGUUAACAAAGAAAUAGGUACUCUUAUAUGCUUAAUUUAGUUAUUAAUGUAACUUUAAAUGUUCUGCAAACAUUGGGCUCUUUGUUUUGAAAUACAUUGUAAGGCUGCAUGAUGAGACGCUAAUGAUGAUUUGAAAAAAGUCGCUUGAAAGACAUGAGCUCUGCUUGGUUUUUGCUUAGGCAGGACACACUCCAAUAGUCUCUCAUUCACAAUUUGACAAGCACUUGAUAAUGCCUCGAAUUUCACGGUGGCAUCCCCUUUGUGGCCGUAAUGCACCCUAAAAAACAUCCAUUCAGAGUGUUGCGUUGUGCCCUUCUCCCAGAGUGUGCUGCACAAUCCGAAGCAUCUCUCACUCACACGGCUCUCCGUCACAUGAUCGGGUCUUUCUCACAGGCUACAAGUUAAGACAGACACAUCGGGGACGCAACUGCGCGCGUCCUUAUCCAAUUCCGAGGUGCAUAUUGAAGAUAUUGGAAGAACUGUCCACAUUUACUUUUCGUCAGCCAACAAGAUGAGUAGGCCUAACGAACAGCAAAACCACUAGCCUAUGUCAGUCCACUAUCCCCGAUAGUACAAAAGUCGACCUAUUCCAAACAUGUUGUGGGAUGCGAUAGAUCCCAAAUUAAUACAACCACUAGCAUCAAAAAUCAUUUUUUAUGCAAUGUGGCUGAUGCAACAGAUCAGAACGUUUAGCUUAAAAUGUUGAUAAACUAUUAGGCUGUUUCUUCACAUUAUAAGCGCAGCAAUGCGCACAUGGUAGUAGGCUAUAAACGCGAAUGUUCCAUUAGCGGAAAACACCAUUAUCAAAAGUGACUGUAAAUGCAAUUAUGCAUGUAAUGCUUUUAUUAUAAAGGUGAAUUUUUAUGGUGAAUAUUAUCUUCCCCAAACUUGAAAAUCACGGGCUGCUUAUAUAUGCCAGUUAGGCUCUACACCUCUUGUAAAGCGGAUUAAUGUGUUUAGUUCUAAGAAGUUAUUUGGCCACUUUAGUUGUGAUACAAACCUUGGACACACCUACUCAUUCAAGGGUUUUUCUUUAUUUUUUACUAUUUUCUACAUUGUAGAAUAAUAGUGAAGAUAUCAAAACUAUGAAAUAACACACAUGGAAUCAUGUAGUAACCAAAAAAGUGUUAAACAAAUCAAAAUAUAAUUUAUAUUUGAGAUUCUUCAAAUAGCCACCCUUUGCCUUGAUGACAGCUUUGCACACUCUUGGCAUUCUCUCAACCAGCUUCAUGAGGUAGUCACCUGGAAUGUCUCCCGAGUGGCGCAGUGGUCUAAGGCACUGCAUCGCAGUGCUAGCUGUGCCACUAGAGAUCCUGGUUAGAAUCCAGGCUCUGUCGUAGCCGGCCGCGACCGGGAGACCCAUGGGGCGGCGCACAAUUGGCCCAGUGUCGUCCAGGGUAGGGGAGGGAAUGGCCGGCAGGGAUGUAGCUCAGUUGGUAGAGCAUGGUGUUUGCAACGCCAGGGUUAUGGGUUCGUUUCCCACAGGGGGGCCAGUAUGAAAAAUCUAAAAAAUAAUGUAUGCACUCACUAACUGUAAGUCGCUCUGGAUAAGAGCGUCUGCUAAAUGACUGAAAUGUAAAUGUGAAUGCAUUUCAACUAACAGGUGUGCCUUGUUAAAAGUUAAUUUGUGGAAUUUCUUUCCUUAAUGCGUUUGAGCCAAUUAGUUGUGUUGUGACAAGGUAGGGGGUGGUAUACAGAGGACAGCCCUAUUUGGUAAAAGACCAAGUCCAUAUUAUGGCAAGAACAUCUCAAAUAAGCAAAGAGAAAUGACAGUCCAUCAUUACUUUAAGAAACACAACUUUUGACUAGUAGUGUAUGUAAUUUUUUACUUUUUUAGUCAUUUAGCAGAUGCUCUUAUCCAGAGUGACUUACAGGAGCCAUUAGGGUUAAGUGCCUUGCUCAAGGGCACAUCGACAGAUUUUUCACCUAGUCGGCUUGGGGAUUAGAACCAGCGACCUUUCGGUUACUGGCACAACGCUCUUAACCACUAAACUACCUGCCGCCCCUAUCACAAGUGAUAGGCUAAUAUUGUCACCCAUCAGACUACUCUUGAUUUAAUCUUUACAUACACAAAAUAAUAUAUGUGUGAGAUUUGUUUUGAUUUAGAAUGGACCAUUAUCAUGCACCUGUAUCUAAACAGGGGCAGCGGGAAAAAAGACAUGUCAUCUAUGCACUUAAAUAGCAAAUGGAGGAUGCUUUUCCGUGGUUUAUUUUCAUGCCAGCCAGGUAGGCUAUACUCCUGUUGUAAAUAUAAGCAAUGUGCUUAAUAUUAGGAAAGUUGGGAAAUAAAUAUAGUAGGCCUAGCCUAUAGAAAGCUGAUGGGGAUCCUCUUCUUUUUAUUAGUGGCCAUCACUCUGUUUUCUCCCGCAAUUGCAUAGUCUAUAGAAAUGUUGCGCAACAUCAGCUCAUGGGCUCUCAUGAAGUGUUUGAUUAGAUUUUCGAAAACAUUUGCAUUGAUGUCGGAGUGAUUUAGAGGGACAAUUGAGUGCUGAGUACCAGGCAGUUAACAAGUUUGGUAGGCUACUAAUGACCAUCAGCAGCAUCGGCGCUUGGAGAAGUCUAAUUACCGUGACUAAACGGUAAUGUAGAAUUUGUCUUCAUGACUCGUGACUGCUGGUGUGGCGGUAAUACGGUUACCGCAACAGCCCUAGUCUGGCCUUGUCUCUCUUGUCAGUCUUAUCCUCCUCACACCCUCUUAGCUAGUUAAAUAGCAUCCCCCACGUCCACUACACAGCCCACAACAAAUAACUGACACGUUUUCCAGCGUCGGUAUGCAUGUCUCAUGUCCUAUUCUCUCUUAUUUCAGAAAUUGAAUAGGCGGUUGCAUCUGUCGAAAACCAAACACAGCAAGUUCAAUGAAUCGGGACAGCUUGCUGCCUUCUACUUAAUCUCUUUCAUCUGGGGCUGCAGCAUCUUAACAGCGAUAAGAAGGCCAACGAAGCGCUGCCAGGAGCCAGGGAACAUUAUGUGAUGACAAGACGAGCACUCAGUCCCGCCGUAUUUGUUCUUUGGCUCAUGUCGCCUCUUCUUUUCAUCUGUUAGGAGGAAUUUGCAACAAAUCCUACUUUCUUAUGGGAGGGCUAUCCACACACCAACAUGGUGUAAGUAAGGAUUUAUACAUUCAUUUUACGCCUUCAGCUCACUCAUUAUUUCAACAAUAUGUCAGUAGGACAGGGUAAGAACUCUAUUCAUCACUACUUGUUCUGUGUGUUCUUGUUUGGAGUUACACAAGUGUUCUGGGAAGCCUCGGCUGUUUUGAUUUGGCACAUAGGAAAGGCCUUGCUUUCCCAGGGUGCAUUGCAGCCCCAGUAUUGCGUGUGGGAGUACACUUCUGCUGUAACGGGCUGCCUCAUCAAAUCCAUGAUAGAUGUCAGCUUCCCCUGAAAUAAUUAUUAAGAAUGUGAUGUUUUACACUGUGCCAAGCGUCUCUCUUCCAUCCUUUCCACAAUUGUCAUUGUGUUACGAGGCAUAUUAUUUCUAUGCAUUUUAAUUGGGGAAAUGGAGUAAGCAGGAAUGCAUAGAUUGUGAUCUGAAUGUUUUCUCCCAGAUUACACAUUUUUAUUAUUGAUGGACCUUUAAUGUACCAUCACAUGCAUUUACAAACAUGUUAUUUAACAGGGUUGAAGUUAUCGUGAUCAAAUCUUCCAAUCAUAUCCAUUCCCUCCCUACAUUGAUAGACCUGAUCUCUCCUGCUGCCUGCCUUUAACCUGUCCUUUCUGCAGCUUUCAGGUGAAGUUCUUCUACAUUUGCCAAAUGGCCUACUGGCUCCAUGCCCUUCCUGAGCUGUACUUCCAGAAAGUGUGAAAGGUAAGUGUCCAUGAUCACACCAUGGGUUAGGUCCUAAAGAUGACACAUCUGUUAUUUAAACAUGGAAGGAUGUAUCUUGUGACUGUAAUUCCCCAUUGUUUCAAUAUACAGUUCCUAUUCUUUAUUCUCAUCUUACACUGAUACAGCAGUCAUUAAUAAAGGCUCUUUCCUGCUGGUUUCUCUGGAGGAUAUUCCCCGCCAGCUCUAUUACAUUUGCCUUUACGUCUUCCUCAUCACCGGUGCCUACGUCUUAAAGUGAGUGUGCGUCUUUUUAGUGAAGUGGUUAGAUAAAUGGACUAUUAGAAUGGAGCUGCCGUUCUGAAGUUUUCCUGUAUGCACUUUAUUUUGACUAUAUUCCAUGGCCUGAGUGAGUCAUUCCAAAUAACUGAAUGAAGCAGCAGCACCUCUUUUCCAUCCGAGAACAGGGUUUGGUAUGGCAGAGGGAUAAACGCACUCCAUAUCUGGGUGUUCCUGUCAUUGCAAUAAAGUGUGUGUGAGCAGCUGUGGAUAUUCCCUUAUCACCUCGUGACUGAGUGUGUGUGAGGUGGCCUGGUUUAGCGUGACGGGACUGUGCAGGCAACAAGGGAGGUAUUCAAACUAUGCCAGAGGGAUACCUCAGUUAAAACUAUCCCGUUAUGUAAUAUAUCCCCGGAGAGAGUUGGGGAGAUGGGUGGGGUUAGUUGUAAACGUUUCCUUGCUUUGUCCUCAAUACAGGCAAUCUUUAAACUUCCUAUACACAGGUCAAGUCUGCCAAACUAAUUUGUUCUGUGAAAGUGGCUAUGGAAAAGUUUAGUAGUAAUAUCACAGACCAUAGAAUCAUCAUCAGUAGUUGCAUCACUGCCUGGUAUGGCAUCUGACCGCAAGGCGCUACAGAGGGUCGUGCAUACGGCCCAGAACAUCACUGGGGCCAAGCUUCCUGACAUCCAGGACCUAUAUAUUAGGCGGUGUCAGAGGAAGGCCCAACAAAAUGGUCCAAUACUCCAGUCACCCAAGUCAUAGACUGUACACUCUGCUACCGCGCGGCAAGCGGUAUCGGAGCGCCAAGUCUAGGACCAAAAGGCUCCGUAACAGCUUUGUUUUUACACUGCUGCUACUCACUGUUUAUUGACUAUAGUUCAGCAUUCAACACCAUAGUACCCUCCAAGCUCAUCAUUAAGCUCGAGGCCCUGGGUCUGAACCCCGCCUUGUGCAACUGGGUCCUAGACUUCCUGAUGGGCCGCCCCCAGGUGGUGAAGGUAGGAAACAACAUCUCCACUUCGCUGAUCCUCAACACUGGGGCCCCACAAGGGUGCGUGCUCAGCCCCCUCCUGUACUCCCUGUUCACCCAUGACUGCGUGGCCUAGCAUGCCUCCAACUCAAUCAUCAAGUUUGCAGACGACACAACAGUAGUAGGCUUGAUUACCAACAAUGACGAGACCGCCUACAGGGAGGAGGUGAGGGCUCUGGGAGUGUGGUGUGCACCCGGGGGGUUUGGAAAACCCUGUCUUACACCAGCCCAUAGAAGAUGUCACUGCUGUUGCCAUGGUGACUUGUAACCCCCUCCGAUUCUCCUUUUCCAGUUUCACUUUGUGGCCGCUACUUUUCAUCAUCGCUCGCCUCCUCACCCUCUCCGUAUUGACAUUCGGCUUCGGACUGCCCCGUGCAGAGAACCAGGGAUUCUCACUGGCAGAGGGAAACUUUAAUGUGCUCACCGUUAGGCAAGUCGUGUUUCUUAAGGUCACUUCAUUUGCCCUCUCCCCUUCUGAUUGGGGCCUUGAGAGCAAGUUUGAACUUUUCCUCUAUCCAAAAAAAUAGAAAGCCUGCUCAUGUCUGGUCCUCAUAAUGGUUUACUUCCCUGUCUCAGGAUGACAUGCCUGGCUGCCAUUUGCCUCACCCAGGCCUGGAUGAUGUGGAAGUUCAUCAACCUUCAGCUGAAGAAGUGGAGGGAGCCCAGCCAGAGCCAGGCUCUCAAGGUGAGGCUGUCAGCCCAAAGAGCAAGCCCCACAAGAAGGACCCAGCCCAGGGUGAGUCCCCCUACCGCCGCCCACUCUAAACACCCACCUCCAGCCAGUGUAACUCUGUGAUACAGAUAUGUUUCUGACAUGUUGUUCUUGUUCCUUUGUUUUGUUAGGAGGUUCUGCCAACGGUGUGCUGAUGUCCGAUGACUAG